CACUAAUUCUUCCUCCAUGGUUGGCGCGCUUUCCCGGCGUUUGUUUACCUUCCGCGGCGGCCUCCUCCCUGUGCUCCUCCCCGCCUUACAAUUACACACCGCCAUGGGAAUUACGGGCCUUUCCAAGCUGAUCGCCGACGUGGCCCCUGCAGCCGUCAAGGAGAACGAGAUGAAGAAUUACUUUGGUGAGGCGCCGACAUUUGGCCGUAAGGUUGCUGUGGAUGCCUCCAUGAGUCUGUAUCAGUUCCUGGUGGCGGUGCGGCAGGAGGGGCAGAUGCUGACCACUGCGGACGGCGAGACCACCAGUCACUUGAUGGGCUUUUUCUACCGCACGAUCCGUAUGGUGGACAACGGCAUCAAGCCCGUGUACGUGUUUGAUGGCAAGCCCCCCACCAUGAAGGGCGGCGAGCUGGCCAAGCGGAAGGAGCGGCGCGAUGAGGCUCAGAAGGCGCUGGAGCAGGCUGAGGAGGCGGGCAAUGUGGAGGACGUGGAGAAAUUCAGCCGUCGCCUCGUCAAGGUCACGAAAACCCACACGGAAGAGGCCAAGAAGCUGCUGGAACUGAUGGGCAUCCCUUACGUGGAGGCCCCUUGUGAGGCCGAGGCUCAGUGUGCGGCCCUGGCCAAGGCUGGUAAGGUAAGUGUGUGCGACUGGAUGUGACGGAGGGUUCAGGACACCUCUCCUCCCGAAAUUGACCUCUCUUUUUGGACACUCCUUUGACCUCUA
Molecule: messenger RNA, 724 nt
Organism: Eriocheir sinensis (Chinese mitten crab)
Lineage: Eukaryota; Metazoa; Arthropoda; Malacostraca; Decapoda; Varunidae
Product: flap endonuclease 1-like
Exons: 4
Coding region: 17-658 (213 amino acids)
Cellular component (GO): nucleus
Molecular function (GO): magnesium ion binding; RNA-DNA hybrid ribonuclease activity; manganese ion binding
Source: RefSeq, a predicted model, not a curated record